AUGGGUGUAAUCCGGAAGAAGACCGCCUCGCGCGGCACCGAAGCAGGCACCAAAUAUCACUGCGAUAUUUGCUCAGCCGAUGUGACUUCAACGGUUCGCAUAUCAUGCGCCCACCCAGCCUGUCAUGAAUACGACCUUUGUGUCCCCUGCUUUGCGGCCGGGGAGAAAUCGAAGAACCACGACCCCUCCACCCAUCCGUACCAGGUCAUCGAACAGAAUUCGGUGCCUAUAUUCCAGGAAGACUGGGGCGCCGAUGAGGAGCUGUUGCUCUUGGAGGGAGCCGAGAUCUACGGGUUGGGGUCGUGGGCAGACAUCGCAGACCAUAUCGGUGGAUACCGCAGCAAGGACGAGGUGCGCGACCACUACAUCCAGACGUACAUCGAGAGUUCCAACUUUCCUUUACCCGAACGAGCGGAUCCCGACGAUACGAGCCUUCAAGAUUCUAUCUCCAAGGAGGAGUUCCAGGCGCGCAAAAAGCGUCGGAUUAAAGAACACAAAGAAGCAGCAAAAGCAGCGCCACCGACCACACCCAAGCAGAAGCCUACUGCCAGUGUCCCGGCAUGCCACGAGGUGCAAGGGUAUAUGCCUGGGCGUUUGGAGUUUGAGACAGAAUUUAUGAAUGAGGCGGAAGAGGCCGUGCAGCACAUGACCUUCGAGCCAGGAGCUGGGGAGACGGUGAAUGGGGAGACGGACGCGGAAUUGGAGUUGAAGAUGACGGUGGUCGACAUUUACAAUUCGCGUCUCACAGCUCGAACAGAACGGAAGAAGAUCCUGUUUGAGCACAACCUGCUGGAAUACCGCAAAAACACUGCGUUGGAGAAGAAGCGCACAAAGGAAGAGAAGGACCUGUUGAACAAGGCCAAACCGUUUGCGCGGAUGAUGAACCAUGAUGAUUUCGAAGAGCUCAACAAGGGCCUAGAGUACGAACAUAACCUUCGGUUGGCGAUCGCGCAGCUACAGGAAUGGCGACAGAUGGGUAUUGGCGACCUCAAGGGCGGCGAAAAGUACGAACAGGAGAAGCAGCAGCGUGCGCAGCGGCUCAUGCCGCAAGGUUCUUUUGAUCGAUUUGCCAGUACGCGACCAAAGCAGUCGCAGCUACCCGAGGGGCCAUCCGCUGCGAGCCAGCUCACGACACCAGAGCUACCUCUACGCUUACAAAAGGCCUCGGGCGCCCCCAAAGCUCUGGAGCCAGCGAACGUACCUAUGAAUGAUUUUGACCGAGCAUUUGCAACCAACGGAGACGGCACGAGCACGCCCCAGCCAGUCAAAGCCAAGUUUGUAGUGCAGCCGCUCACCGGCGUUAUUCCAUGGAAGCUGGAGAACGAAGGCGCACCCGAUCUGCACUUGCUGACAAAAGACGAGGUGGAGGUUUGCAACGUGCUUCACAUCCAGCCGAAGCCAUACCUAGUGAUCAAAGAGACGCUACUCAAGGAGGCGAUGAAGCAGGGAGGUAGUCUGAAGAAGAAGGAUGCCCGAGCUAUCUGCAAGAUUGAUAGUACGAAAUCAAGUCGAAUUUACGAUUUCAUGGUGCAUAGCGGAUGGAUUGACAAGGCAUGA
Molecule: messenger RNA, 1557 nt
Organism: Aspergillus clavatus NRRL 1
Lineage: Eukaryota; Fungi; Ascomycota; Eurotiomycetes; Eurotiales; Aspergillaceae
Gene: adaB
Product: chromatin-binding transcription regulator ADA2
Exons: 3
Coding region: 1-1557 (518 amino acids)
Biological process (GO): chromatin remodeling; regulation of transcription by RNA polymerase II
Cellular component (GO): nucleus; SAGA-type complex
Molecular function (GO): protein binding; transcription coactivator activity; chromatin binding
Source: RefSeq, a predicted model, not a curated record